Molecule: messenger RNA, 2111 nt
Organism: Tupaia belangeri chinensis (Chinese tree shrew)
Lineage: Eukaryota; Metazoa; Chordata; Mammalia; Scandentia; Tupaiidae
Gene: TCN2
Product: transcobalamin 2
Exons: 10
Coding region: 318-1607 (429 amino acids)
Biological process (GO): cobalamin transport
Molecular function (GO): cobalamin binding
Source: RefSeq, a predicted model, not a curated record
UUCUUGUCCCAGGCCAGAGUAGGCGCUUAGAGUGGCUCCUUCCAAGAGUAGCACCAGAUAGCCACCGCAGUCCUGCACCACGGCGAGCGGGACAGCUUGGGGGACGACAGAGAGAACUGGUGAAUGGUCUUGGGGAUCAGACAGGCUCUGUGCACUGGACCAGGCCGCUUUAGACAGCGGGAGCAAAGCUCACUGCGGGCGUGGAGGGAUUAAUCAGUGACAGGAAGCAGUGACCAGCUGUGGUCAGGAGAGCCUCCGCAAGGCCAGCCCCAGAAGGCUGCCCCGCUCCCGCCUCUGCUCACCCACCUGCUCCUGCCAUGGGGCACCUUGAGGCCUUCCUCUUCCUAUUGGGGGCCCUGGGGACUCUCGCUGAUAUCUGUGAAAUACCAGAGGUGGACAGCCAGCUGGUAGAGAAGCUGGGCCGGCGUCUCUUGCCUCAGAUGGACUUGCUGUCCCCGAACCCCAGCAUCUACGUGGGUCUGCGCCUCUCCAGCCUGCAGGCUGGGACCCAGGAAGACCUCUACCUGCACAGACUCAAGCUCAAUUACCAGCAGUGCCUCCUGGGAUCUGCCUCCAGAGAUGACAACAGUGACUGCCAGGACAGACCUUCCAUGGGCCAGCUGGCUCUUUACCUGCUCGCUGUCAGGGCCAACUGCGAGUUUGUCAGGGGCCACAAGGGGGACAGACUGGUCUCACAGCUCAAGCGGUUCCUGGAGGACGAAAAGAAGGCCAUUGGGCACGAUCACAAGGGCCACCCCCACACCAGCUACUACCAGUACAGCCUGGGGAUCCUGGCCCUGUGCGUCCACCAGAAGCGGGUCCAUAACGACGUGGUGGACAAGCUCCUGAGUGCUGUGGAACAUGACCAGAACCUCUACCAGAGCCAUCUCUCUGUGGACACCGCAGCCAUGGCAGGCUUAGCCUUCACCUGCCUAGAGCGCUCCAACUUCAAUCCUGAUCAGAGAGAGCGGAUCACCAAGGCCAUCGGCACAGUGCGAGGAAAGAUCCUGAGGGACCAGACCUCCAGUGGCCACUUUGGGAAUGUCUACAGCACCCCACUGGCACUGCAGUUGUUGAUGACCUCUCCCGUGCCUGGGGUGAAGCUGGGGCUAGCAUGCCUCCAGGCAAGGACUGCUCUGUUGACCAGCCUGCAGGAUGGGGCCUUCCAGAAUGCGCUCAUGAUUUCUCAGCUGCUGCCUGUCCUGAACCACAAGACCUAUCUGGAUCUCAUCUUCCCAGACUGCCAAGCACCGAGAGUCUUAUUGAGGCCAACGACUGAGACCCCUGCAGUGACUCCAGCCUUAGCGAUCAUCAACGUUACGCUGAAGGUCUCCAGCCUCGUGCCGCCUUACGAGCAAUCCUUCUUUGUCCUCUCUGGAUCCUCGUUGGAAGAUGUCCUGAAGAUGGCCCAGGAGCUAGGAAGAUUCACGUAUGAAGCACAGGCCUCCUUGUCUGGCCCCUACCUGAAUUCUGUGAUGGGGAAAGCGGCGGGGGAACGUGAAUUUUGGCAGCUCCUCCAAGCCCCUGACAUCCCUCUGCUGCAAGGGAUUGCUGACUACAGACCCAAGGAUGGAGAAACCAUCGAGCUGAGACUAGUUAGCUGGUAGCCCCAGGCUCACCCCAAGAGCCUCACACGCACACUCUGUGAUCUUCUGCCCCCCACUUCCAUCACCCCCACAACAGGCACUGGCCUGCCCCUACUGUUGCCUCCUGUGCACUGGAGCAAUGUCCCGGGUCACCCCAGCCACCACCCCUGAGGGGGUCCUAAGCUACAGCCCACUCUGGAACAGGGAGCCAAGCUAUGUCUGGGGAAGUCUUUUGGCCUGGGGCUGGCCCAGCCUGGCUGUGCAGGCCUCCCAUGAAGCCACCCCCAUGGUCCGAAGGUUGUGACACACCCCAGACCCCUUGGCAAAUGGAGGGCACGUCUGGCAGCUGCUGGCAUUGUGAGUUCCGCCUGCUGUGGGAUUGGGGUCCUGCAAGGAGGCCUCUGUUGGCUCACGACCGUGGCCCUGGCCCCAGAUCGUCACUCCACUUUCAGGGUGAGUGGCAGCCCCAGAACUGGCCAGGGCACAGAAGCCAGCAAGGCCUUGGCAGGGAUGCUAGGUGCCUGC